Aspergillus welwitschiae is the source of this 1728-nucleotide messenger RNA. RefSeq names its product FAD binding domain-containing protein. The coding region runs from base 1 to 1728 and encodes 575 amino acids. NCBI's taxonomy places the organism in Eukaryota, Fungi, Ascomycota, Eurotiomycetes, Eurotiales, Aspergillaceae. The transcript is spliced from 2 exons. Gene Ontology annotation, molecular function: FAD binding. The record is from RefSeq and is a predicted model, not a curated record.
AUGUCUCCUAAAUUCACUCAAACUGACGAAACAGUCCUUCGGGGACCACAAAGAACAGAGUUUGACUUUUCCGACUUUGACCAUUCAGCCAUUCCCCUAGAAGGCGAACAAUGGCCGGUCGUUAUCAUCGGAUCAAGCAUGGUGGGAAUGACACUAGGGAUUCUACUGGGGUAUUGGGGUAUAGAAUCAGUGGCCUUCGACCGACACCCCUCAACGGCAACGCACCCUCGCGCGGCCCUCUUCCUCCUCCGCACAAUGGAGAUCUUCCGACAACUUGGGCUAGAAGAGGACAUGGUUCGCGCCAGCAAAUCCAAUUUUGAUCUCGAUGCAGGGAUGCUUCUUGUGGAACGGCUAAUCGGCGGCAAAGUCAUUGCCAGAAUGCAGGAGGCAGAUCCGGAACAGACGGCCAAGAUCACGCCCUGCAAGCGAAUAUGGCUCACCCAAAACAUGUUUGAACCUCUGCUCCGGAGUGGAGCCCAUAGGUUCGGCGCGAAGCAAGUCUUCUCGACAAGGGUCGUGCAUUACGAUGAACAUGAUGACGGUGUGAUUGUUGUUGUGCAGGACCUCGCAACGGGGAAAUACUCUAAGUACAAGACUCAAUAUUUGGUCGCUUGUGAUGGGAAUCGUAGCCCCACACGUCGCAAAGAAGCCAUCGAGUGGACAGGGCCAGGAACAUUCGGCAACAAUAUUUCCAUUAACUUUCGUGCAGAUCUCGCUGAUUAUUUGGGUUCACGAGCAGUGCAUGGAGUGACAUAUGUGAUCAACAAGGACGUCAGUGGAGGAUUUCGUCUGGAAGAUGGAGGCAAGAGUGGCUUUUUAAUCGUGACUCGGCUGCGUGAUAGACACGACUUCGAGCCGGACUCCGUCACAGAGCAGGAUGCGAGAGAUGCCUUUUUUGCGGCAUCUGGAAUAGAGGAAGAUGUUACCCUCGAUAUUGAUUAUGUGUCUUACUGGAGUGUGGCUGCUCUUAAUUGCAGUCAAUACUCGAGUCAAAAGGGGCGUGUCUUUCUUGCUGGAGAUGCAGCUCACAUUAUGCCUCCGACAGGAGGCAUGGGCGGAAACACGGGCAUACAGGACGCCUAUAACCUUGCGUGGAAGCUUGCGUACGUGCUCAAAGGACUGGCAGAUGUUUCGCUGCUGAAGACAUACACCAUCGAACGCCAACCCGCUGCAGAAAGCAUGAUGCAGCAGGCAUUCUCCCGUCUCGUCAAUCGAGUCCUGGAGGACAAAUCUAUUGUCCACGACGAGGAGCUCCCAGAUGACGUCUGCGAACUAGGGUAUUGCUACCGAAAUGGGGCUUUUGACUACAGCAGCGUGGUGGAUAAGGGAACUUCGAAGCCAUGGAAUAAUCCUCACAAACCCAAUGCUGUGGCUGGCGCACGUCUUCCUCAUAUCAAACUAAUUGAUCAUACAAGGAAUGACAAAGUCAUCUCAUCGCAUGACCUCGUCCGUGUCAAUUUCGUCUUGUUAACCGCGGACCCUUCCUCACCGUGGCUUCCGGCAGCUGCCGCGCAGGCUGUGACCGUUGAUGCGUUUGAACUGUCGCAAAGCUCCGACGCAAUCGCCGACCCAGGCGGUCAAUUCAAGAAGCUUUGCAGUAUGGAUCAUGGAGAGGCUAUACUGGUUCGACCUGACGGGUUAAUCGCCUGGCGAGGCAAGGCAUCUAGUGCAGGACACUCGAAGACACUGGCCGCGGUGCUGAGUAAAGUCUUAGGAGCACGCACGUAA